Molecule: messenger RNA, 2049 nt
Organism: Aureobasidium subglaciale EXF-2481
Lineage: Eukaryota; Fungi; Ascomycota; Dothideomycetes; Dothideales; Saccotheciaceae
Exons: 3
Coding region: 79-1902 (607 amino acids)
Source: RefSeq, a predicted model, not a curated record
AAGACCUGUCACUUUUACUCAAAGUCAUUUUAUGUGUAUGCACGCCAAGUCGACUGAGGUACUUGGAUAUUCGAUGACAUGACAUCAUCGUUGGUGGUUUGGACUCUGCUCGGCCCUGCCUUUGCGCACAUUGGGCUUGCAUCUGGAAAAGCGACGAACACGAGUGCGACGACUUGGAACGCGUCUUCGCGUGUAAAUCUGUCUUCUGCUCUUGCUUGCGCGUCCUCGAUAUCGGACUGGCUCAGCUCGAGUUCGAGCUGGUCUAUCUAUCACAACUCUACCUCUGUCUCUGAGGAAACACAAACACAACCUGGAUGGUCUACUGAAGUGGUGCCGAUUUAUUAUGCGACAUCUGUGACCACGCUAUGUGAUGGCUAUCCUCGCGUUGUCGGGUCCGCGCAAUCGACGCAUAAGACGACAGUUCUAGGCACACCUGGCGUGUCUUCGACGACAAGAUACAACGUUACCGAGUACUCUUACAAUGUACCUCCAUACAGUGUCUCAACAGCUCCAUGUACGAUACAGCAGCCUGAUUGUCAGGCUUUGUAUGACUUGAACAACACCCUCGUCCAAUCUCAAGGCACGCCGAUCUGCAGUUUUUCGAGCACAUCAACGUCGUCAAAGUCUUUCCCUACAGGGCCUAAAGGAUAUGCAUGCUCCUACUGUAACAUCGUCGCGAGUACAGCACGACUACUCUACUGGCCUGUACGAACACUAGAUGGAAAUGGAGAUCUCUGCAACAGCACUGCGCAAACACAAGGACUUCCAAGGACUGGGGAUGGACCCAACACAUUCGUUGCUGAUGGCGUUACUAUAACAUCGCCGAGUGUAGGUGUCUCUUUGAUGGGUGUCUCGCGUGCAGAUGGCUGCGGAGUCACUGUCGCGAGCACGGUUGUAGCUCUGCAUGCUACAGAUCUUGUUUCCAUCCGUGGCGCAAGGGCUUUGUUCAGCUACUAUCCUUUCCGGUUCCAGGAUUUGAAUUACAAAUGCCGAUCGCGGGAUAAUACAACUACAUGGAUACAAGAUUAUCCUGGAGAUGGCUGUUAUCAGGAAGUACCUGCUGAGGCAUACUUUUCGGGUGAAUCGGCUUUUGUCUGGCAUGAGUAUUAUCCUACGGCGUAUGAUACUGCACUCACCAUUGGACCGGACUAUCGACCUUAUAUCCUUCCUCCCUCGUCGAUGACGGAAUGGGCAAAUGAGGUCUACAGCACAGAUUGUUAUAUCCAAGUAGAUGGCGUCUGGGAUCCACCUUAUGCUUUAGUACAGGCUACGACCAUCGUCUCGCCCACUCUAGCCUGGCAGACCGCUGCGAAAACUUCCAAGUCUGUCGAUUCGCAGGCUUUACCGGCUCAGACUGUUCCUACAAUGAUGGUGCCAACGUCUGAUGCAACAACUGGGUCAAGAACGACCUUUAAGCCCUCCAAUGUGGCAACCUCGCGAGAUUCGGACCGCACUGAAGUCGCCGGGCCAGGAACACCAUCUACUGAAUCCAGCCUACCCACAGCAGAGUCUCUAGAAAACACCUCUGCUCCCUCUACAUCAGAACAUGAUCCCGACAAUUUGUCCUCUCACCCCACAGCCACAAGCUCAAGAACCACACCACCAAAUCCAACUUUCAAAGAUACCACUACCACAACAGCAACAACUCCAGAUGCCAUCUCAUCGUCAAUCACAAUCCCAGGUAUCAAUCUAUCAUCAACAGACUCUGUGCAAAACCCUCAAUCUGAGACAACAACGGCGAGUCAAGGUUCUCAGACAACGACCAAAUCGUUACAAUCUUCUCUGAUUGUGCAAACUGCAACGAGUGGUGAUGAUCCCUGUAUUCUUUUGUCAAGUCGAGGGAUUGGUUUCAUGUCAGUGAUGCAGCUUUUUUUUAUACAUGUUGGGCUAUUUUUGAUAUGAGGUGGUAAAGAACCCAUUUUUUUUUAAUUCGUUUUGGUUUACAAAAAAAAAGGGAUUCUUUUCUUCUGCUGUUUUUUUUUACUCUUUUUUAGAAACUUGGUUCUUUGCUUUUAAUUUUUUUAAUUAAGUAUACUUGACUCUCCCAAG